AUGAACAGUCGUGCUCGCAUGAGCGUGUCGCCGAACUCGAAGGAGCAGGAGAAUCCUCGACGACAAGGCGGCCUUGCCGCAUACAGGGUUGUAUUCUCCUUCAACCGACCGGGACACUUGUUUGUACUCAUUCCUGCAGUUCUACUUGCAGCACUCUCAGGUACCAUCAAACCUGCCAUGUCCAUAUUGACUGGUCACUUUUUCACAUCCUUCGCACAAUACGCUGCUGGCACUAUCGAUGCCCAGGUUAUGACAAAUAGCACAAGGUCGAUAGUGUACGCUUUCAUCGUCGUUGCAGCAAUAACAUGGCUGGCGAAGGCAGCAGUCUGCACCACUUGGAUUACGUACGGAGAAAUGCAAGCCGCAGCUGUCCGAGAAGAUCUCUUUUCCGCCCUGAUCGUCAGAGACCUGGCAUGGUUCGAGGCCCAAGAGGCUGGCGUCAGUUCUUUGCUCAGCAGAAUCCACACAUCUCAGAUUUUCAAAUGGCUGUUUCGCAACCGCUACCGGCAGGCCAUCACGGACCAACAAGCAGGACUAACCCUCGCUACACAACAGGUCAAUCAUGCCAUUAAGAAUGUGGUACUCGUCAAAUGCCACAACACGGAAAGCAGCGAAGUUCAGCACUACGUCCAUAUCCUUGAUUCGUCAGAUCGCCAUUUUCGUCGCCAAACGUAUAUUGCUGCACUUCAGACUGGCUUCAUGCGCAUCGCAGCAGCCCUCGUCAUGGUUCUAGCUCUUGGCUUCGGCACCUACCUGGUGCAUAAAGGGGGUGCAAGUCCAGGUGAGAUCCUGACAACUUUCUGGUCCGCAGUAUCUGCUUCUACGAGCUUCAACGAGUUGCUGCCGCAAAUCUUCUCCUAUCCAGUCCGUCCUGAUCACUACGUCCUCGGAGACGUCACGCUAUUCUUUCCAGCUCAUGAAACUACGUUUGUCGUUGGCAGAAGCGGUUCUGGCAAAAGCACACUAGGUGCUCUUUUGUUGCGGUUCUAUUCGGCCAACAGUGGAUGCAUCACCAUUGAUGGCACAAAAAUUCACAAGUUGGACACUCGAUGGCUCCGAAAUAACGUUACCUUGGUCCAACAAGACAGUGUCUUGUUUCGAGGCACCCUUCGUGAAAACAUCACGAUGUGUUUCGAAGAUUAUACCAGUCUGGCAGCUUCACGAAUCGCAGACUGCUUGGAUUUCGCCCAGCUCCAACACGCUACUGAGGCUCUGCCAGAUGGCCUUGAGACAAAGAUUGGCAAGGGUGGCUCUGAUCUGUCUGGGGGACAGAGACAACGGCUGGCUUUGGCUAGAGCCAGACUACGAGAUACACCAGUCUUGGUCCUUGAUGAGUCGACCAGUGCUUUGGAUCACACAGCAAAGAUUCAUAUCAUGCGUAACCUUAGGGAAUGGCGGAGUGGCAAGACGACAAUCAUCAUCACCCACGACAUGUCUCAAAUCAGGUCUGGCGAUUUUAUGUAUGCGUUCAAGGAUGGUAGGAUCAUUUCGGAAGGCUAUCGAUCCACUGCCGAAAGCCAGCUGCAGCAGUCACUUAACCAUGACAUGAUCGGAAACCCACUCGUACCCAUCGAGGACGACUCUGAACAGUUUCAGACACAAAUACGACGUACACAAUACUUCCAAAGACCACAGCCUGCCCGUGCGGGUACCAACCUCUCCGUCAGCUCGUUUGAAAGCGGAUUCAGCGCGAGCACGCUGGAGGAGCACCGUCGUCUGCUCGACAAAGCCGACGAUCGGUACAACAUCAAUAACAAGUUCCGUAAAUCUCUCAAGGUCGUGAAGAGCAAACAUGCAAAGCGCCAACUUGUAGACGAGAGCUUGCAUAUUGAUUUCGAAUUGGAGACUAUGUCGAAGUCUCAAAAAUGGGGCGAUCGUUUGACAAGAACGCCAGCAGUGAGACCGUACAGCAUGCAUCCUUCGACGGCUCUAAGACCAACACAUCUGCAACAGGAUCUGGCCAUGGCGAAAUCGGCCAGGCCCAUCACUAUAUGGCAGGACGUCGCUGAAAACACAGCAGUAGUUCUUCGUGGCGCAGAGGAAACUGCAAUGCCGCAAUGGGAGACCUAUUUGUUUCGGGAUCUUAUGUACACAGUGUGGUCAUCCUUAAGCUCGAAACACAGGCGCUCACUAAUCUUUGCCUUCAUUACUGCCGUCUCGUACGCAGCCCUGCCCUCCAUGACAGCAUGGCUAAUGGCUAAGAUGUUUACAAAUUUUUACCAGGACAAAGGCUGGGUUCGGGAUGCGGUGAAAUGGUCGGGAAUACUCAUCACCAUAUGCUUUCUCGACGGCGUAGCAGCUUUCAUCAUACAAUUCUUGUUCGAAACCUGUGGACAGGCAUGGAUACAAUCCUUACGUCAAUUGGCUGUCGCUCGCAUCCUCAUUCAAUCAAAGACUUGGUUCGAUAACGAGAGCUUGUCAUUGACAGAAAUUUGCAGCUCCCUUGACAAAUCAGCAGAGGAUGUGCGCGAUUUUCUAGGGAGGCUGGUCUCAUUCGUGCUUAUAGCCAUUGUGAUGGUCGUGAUCGCUCUCACCUGGAGCUUGAUCACGUGCUGGAAAUUGUCACUGACAGUAGUUGCGUGCGUUCCUGUCAUAUAUGCUGUAACGAAACUGCUCGAUUUCGUUUCGACACGUUGGCAAUCGCGCAGCAACGACGCUGCCAUUGAGUCGGCCGAUGUCUUUGCCGAGAGCUUCUCCGACGUUCGAACAGUGAGAGCCCUCACUCUGGAAUCGCGAUUUCACAGGAAGUACACAACUUCAAUAUCCAAAACUUUUCGUGUUGGUCUCAGGCGCGGGUUCUACGUUGGCAUCUGUUAUGGGGCAUCCGAAAGUCUAUUGUCUUUCACGCUGGCCUGUAUCUUUACAUAUGGCACCACCUUAGCAACCUCGCAACAGUUUACAACUAAGUCAAUACUUACAGUAUUGUCCCUAAUGUUGUACAGCAUGCUGAGUGCAAGCUCUAUCUUGACUCUUGUACCCAGAAUCUCGUCCAGUAUAGAAGCAGGCAAUCGUUUGCUGAAACUGACGAACUUACCAUCAUACUCUCAAGAACAAGAAGGUCUAUUAAAGUUGCAACACGAGAGUUUCACUGCCACGAUCAACUUCAACAGACUGACAUUUCACUAUCCCAAUAGACCAACUACAGCUGUUCUCAACAAUUUCGAUCUCACGAUUGGAGCUGGACAGUUCAUUGCAGUAGUAGGUCGUUCGGGUUGUGGCAAAUCGACCAUAAUCUUUCUGAUACUUGGCCUCUACCUUGCAGGCGACGCACGAACAGCCUCACGAAGUCUGCAGAUAUCAGGACACGACAUACACUCCCUUGACCUUGCCAGUCUUCGCUCACAUAUCGCCUACAUGCCUCAAGACGCCGUUCUCUUUCCUAUCAGCAUACGAGAAAACAUCCUGUACGGCCUCGAAACACAAGAAGAUAAGGACACAAGAUCCGACGAGCGCCUUCACACCGCCGCCCGUUCCACAGGCAUCCAUGACUUCAUCACCUCCCUCCCGUCAGGCUAUGACACCAUAGUCAGCGACGGCGGUCAAUCCGUAUCAGGAGGUCAAGCUCAACGAAUAGCUCUAGCGCGCGUCUUCGCCCGUCGACCCAAGAUCCUACUCCUUGACGAGCCGACGAGUGCUCUUGACCGCGACAGCGCAGAAGUCAUACGCCAGAGCUUGUUAGCGCUGACGAAAUUGCCUGAAGAGGAAAAGCCGACUAUCAUAGUUGUGACGCAUAACAAGGAGAUGAUGGAAAUAGCUGAUAGAGUUGUCAUGCUUAAGAACGGUGCUGUGGUCGAGGACGGUGGGUUCGAAGCACUGAUGAGGCGCAGAGGUGAUUUGUGGAAUCUGAUGAAUCCGGUUGGGGAGUGA
Messenger RNA from Lithohypha guttulata, 3867 nucleotides. RefSeq names its product ATP-dependent permease (gene HST6). Gene Ontology annotation, cellular component: membrane. Lineage: Eukaryota; Fungi; Ascomycota; Eurotiomycetes; Chaetothyriales; Trichomeriaceae. Gene Ontology annotation, biological process: transmembrane transport. Bases 1 to 3867 code for a protein of 1288 amino acids. The record is from RefSeq and is a predicted model, not a curated record. The transcript has 5 exons. Gene Ontology annotation, molecular function: ATP hydrolysis activity; ABC-type transporter activity; ATP binding.